AUGAUAAAAGCUAUGAAUAUGGCCAAUUUCACUGAUGCAAACUGUACUAUUCAUCAACUACAAUUAUGUGUGCGAUCAACGAUGGAAAUCGAAGAAUUUCUCUCGUCAGUAAUUACGAAGUGCAAGAAAAUUGCAACUCACUUCAAUCACUCCCUAAUCGCGCAAAAUGAAUUGAAACAAAUUCAAACAGAAAGACUGAACCAAUCAGGACUAAGUAUAAUUCAGGAAUGUUCCACACGAUGGAACGCGACGUAUUAUAUGAUGAAAAGAAUAUUGACAUUAAAAGACUCCUUAGUACUGUAUUCGGGCGCGCAUGAUAUACCAAUUCUUAAUGCUGAUGAAUGGCUCGACUUGAAAAAGUGUGUUGCAAUACUAAAGCCGUUCGAAGAAAUUACAAAGGAGUUAAGUAGUGCUACUGCAACAAUAGCAUCAGUGAUUCCAUUAAUAUAUACUCUUAAAAACACACUAGAAACAGAGAAGAGUAAAGAAGAGACUUCUGAGAACUUCAAAUUAAUGAUUACGAAAAUGAUCCAAGACAUCAAUGUCAGAUUUCAGGAUAUUGAAAAUAAUAAAAUAUAUACAAUAGCUACUUAUCUAGAUCCACGGUUUAAACUCAAGUUUUUUACUGAAAUUACGAAGGAACAGGUACAGUCUGAGAUUCUGGGGAUUCUUGGGUGUUCAAAAGCUUCUCGUGAUGAAGGUCCUUCUUCACCUAAGAGAUCACGGAAUGAGAUUCCGACAACAAGCUCAAGCAACUAUUCACACAUUCAAUCUUGUCUAGCUGAAAUAUUAAGCUUAAGUGACGAGGAAGAGCAAAACAUAGAUUGUGGUGAUGAUGUGCACAAUCAAUUUAUUGUUAAAAAGACAUUACUAAAUGAAUACAACAGGGAGAAACGAUUGACACUCAAUGAAGAUCCACUUUUAUGGUGGAAAAUGCAUACCAAGUACCAUUGCUUAAGUGAUUUAGUAAGACAGUACCUUUCUCCACCUCCUGGAAGUGUACCAAGUGAGCAGCUUUUCAGUGCAGCUGGGUUAAUUUAUGACCCCUUAAGAAAUCGACUUUCUGGUGAUAAGGCUGCGAAAUUGCUUUUUGUUAAGUAUAAUUUACCUUUGCUUAGUUUCGACUAUUAA
This is a messenger RNA of Parnassius mnemosyne (clouded apollo), 1131 nucleotides long. NCBI's taxonomy places the organism in Eukaryota, Metazoa, Arthropoda, Insecta, Lepidoptera, Papilionidae. The record is from the annotation of a GenBank genome assembly.